Molecule: messenger RNA, 1158 nt
Organism: Daphnia carinata
Lineage: Eukaryota; Metazoa; Arthropoda; Branchiopoda; Diplostraca; Daphniidae
Product: ankyrin repeat domain-containing protein 1-like
Exons: 2
Coding region: 1-1158 (385 amino acids)
Molecular function (GO): protein binding
Source: RefSeq, a predicted model, not a curated record
AUGGCAAACAACAUCACCAAUCAAGAUAACGAAAUGGACGUAAUCAUCAUCCCACAGGACCAAAAGGAACACGAGUUAAUAAUCAUUAGCGAUACUGAAAGUGAGAAAAGCCAGCAAGAAAACGGAGAAAAAGAUAGUGCUAAAAGUGCGGAUGUAAACAGGCAAAUAGUGAAAAACGCAGAAUGGAUCGGAAUCAAAACCGAAAAGAACGAUUUUUCUGAGCUAGAGAGGAAAAGUAAAGACAGCAGUGAAUCGAGUGACGACGACACCAAGGAGAUAAAUGCAUAUAGUGAAAUAGAACCCGACAUGGAAAGUGCCUACAGUACCGAAUAUAUAUUGGAAAAUAACAGUGACACCGGCUUCCAAUAUGACCCACCCCACGGUGCCGAAUUAGAAAAUAACAGUGACACCGACCUACAAUCACCACUUUCAACGGAGCGAGCGGAAAAAAUUCAGCUGCAUCGACAGGCCACUAUUGACCUAGAAGCCGGAAAACUUUGCUUAUCCAUGAUGGAAGCUCCAGUACCAACUAUAAGGAGGUGCAUCCAAAGCAAAUUAGAAUCGCUAGGAUGUUGGCCAAGGCAAAAAAUGGCUAUAUUCCUCGAUAAACGAUACGACGAAGGACGUACCCUACUUCACACCAGUAUAGAAAGGAACAGGUACGACAUAACGGAUGCCUUACUUUCCUACGGAGCGAAUCCCGAGAUAAUGUAUCAAGGGAACACAAUCGGACAUUGGGCAGCAACCAACAACGAUUUAUUCUUGAUAAGAAUAAUAAAACACAACAACUGCGAAUUCACAAAUCGCAAUAAAGACGGAGAAACCCCACUGAUGACGGCAAUAUCACACAAAAAUGAAGAAUGCGCAAGACUAAUUUGUACCCCAACAAACAUCAAGAUAGCAACAAACGAGGGCAAAACCGCCUUACACUACCUCGCCAGGUACGGUCUCGAAGACUUGGCAACGCAAAUCGGCACAAAAAGAAUAAUCGACGUCAACCAACAAGACGAAACGGGCACAACCGCCCUACACGAUGCAGUGAGAUACAAACAAUCAGACAUGAUCGAGUUACUGCUUCUACACGGAGCAGAUACAAAAAUAAAAGACAACCGUGGACAUACGGCUAUGUCAAACAAUGACAGCACAAACGCACUAUAA